Messenger RNA from Bactrocera tryoni, 4324 nucleotides. RefSeq lists its product as uncharacterized. Gene Ontology annotation, biological process: translation; nucleobase-containing compound metabolic process. Bases 162 to 2972 code for a protein of 936 amino acids. The record is from RefSeq and is a predicted model, not a curated record. The transcript is spliced from 13 exons. Gene Ontology annotation, molecular function: mRNA binding; structural constituent of ribosome. Lineage: Eukaryota; Metazoa; Arthropoda; Insecta; Diptera; Tephritidae.
UUUUGAAGAAAAUAUAUUUUUUGUUUGAUAUAAAUAUAUUUACUUAAUUACUUUUAGAAAAAUUCGUGCUAUUUAGUGCAGUGUUUUGAGAACUUGCAUUUUUGUUAUAGCGCUAUUUGUGAAUUAUUUCCACAUCUAAAAAACAACAUUUCACAUCAAAAAUGGCUGGGCGCCCAAGACGUAAAGCAGCUGUUAGAGCCAUACAAAUAAUAGAAAUAUCAGAUUCCGAUGAUGAUGUACAUAUCACAUCAAGGAGAGGACGUGACAGCUCAUUUUCUCCACCACCUACUAAGUCUGCACGUAUAGAUGCCGCAGCACGUUCAUUAGCUGGAAGAGAAGUCGCUACCACAAGUACAACUUCAAGAAAACGUUGGCCCACCGAAACUAAUGGUAAAGUUUCACAAACAUCGGAGAAGCGUGCCAAAAAGGAUAGCAAGACAACCUCAAAAUCAAAGGAUAAUAACAAAAACAGUCCAACAAACGAAACUGAAAAUGUAGAAGUAAUGCAGCAAGGAAACGAAGACCAACAAAAGGAUUUGGAAGUUGCAGAUCAGCAAAAUCCUGUAGAAACGGUAACGGAUGGCCAAUGUCUCUCGAGUGCCGGUAACAAUAAACCGGCACGCGAUUCUGCCACUAAUACGGGUCGCAGUUCAUUUUGGGCACGUCGAAAAGUUUGGCGCGUCGAUGAACUGCUCGCCGAAAAAGAGAACGUUGAGCCCUGCACUGCUAAGAAUAUCGUACAGUUGUUAGAAAAUGAGAACACCAUACCAUUCAUUUGUCGGUAUCGGCGUGAUUUAAUUAACCACAUAACGCCUGAAAGACUACGUGAUAUAAAAAAUUCAUACACCGAAAUUGUAGAGUUGCGCAAACGUGCUGAAACGAUUGUUACACAGUUGGAGAAAGAGCAACAAAUAGGCGAUGAAGUACGUACAGAGAUUUUAUGCGCAAAAAGUAACGAAGAAUUGGAAUUUUUGUAUGCACCUUAUAAGCCUGCAAGCAAAGGUUCACUAGCCGAACGUGCUAAAGCUCUUGGUUUAGGUGAUGCUGCGGAUCGCUUGUUGUUCGGUGAAGCUCCAGAAGUGCGUUUGGAAUCUCUUGUAGAUCGCAAUAAUGCAGACCUAGAAAGUGUGGAAAAAGUAUUACAAGGUAUCUGUCACAUCAUUUCGCACAAUAUCAGCAAACAUACAGGUGUUUUGGAAGAGUUGCGACGGCUUCAAAAGGUGCACCGCAUAGUACUUAAGUGUACCAAAUCCAAAACUCCCGUUACCUCAGCCGCUACCAAAUCGUCAACAUCACUGAAGAACCAAUUGAAUAAUAAUAACUCGGUACAUUCCAAGAAUAAAACGGAUGCGUCAAAGUAUGAGACAUAUUAUGAUUUCCAACAAGAUGUGCGUUAUUUAAAACCACAUCAGGUGCUCGCCAUCAAUCGUGCAGAGAAACAGAAGUUUCUAACUGUAAAGAUAGUCACUGCUGAUUAUGUAAAAAAUGAUAUCAAACGGUUUACGCGUGAGCUGUUUAUGAAUGAAGGUCUGCGUUACCCACUGCGCAAUCAGGUGUUCGAACAGGCAUUCGAGGAAUGCUACAGUAAAAAAUUACAACCGCUUCUGUCACGUCAGCUACGUAGUGACCUGAAUGAAUCCGCCAAAAAAGCUGCUAUCGAUGUAUUUGCGCAAAAUUUGAAACAAUUAUUGCUGCAAUCACCACUUAAAGGCGAACGCAUUCUUGGCAUCGAUCCAGGUUUUACCAAUGGUUGCAAGUUGGCGCUAAUCUCCGAGACAGCAGAUGUUUUGGAAACUGGUGUGAUAUAUCCGCAUGCUCGCAGCAGUAAUGCUGAAGAGGUAGGCGAGAAAUUAGCCAAAUUACUAGCUAGACACAAUUGCAAAAUAAUCGCUUUGGGCAACGGCACGGCCUGUCGUGAAACGGAGUUUUGGCUUUCCACUCUAUUCGAUUUGGGCAUUUUAGAUAAAAAUAAUGUACGGUAUAGUAUUGUUUCCGAGCAAGGCGCUUCGAUAUACUCGUGUAGUGACGUAGCCCGUCAAGAAUUUCCAGACAUGGAUAUGAAUGAGAUCAGUGCAGUUUCCAUCGCACGCCGUUUAAAUGAUCCGCUAAGUGAAUAUGUAAAAAUUGAGCCACGGCACAUUGGUGUUGGCAUGUACCAGCACGAUGUGCCGGAAAAAACGUUGAACGAGGCGCUGAAUGAGGUGGUUUCUGAGUGUGUAAGUUUUGUGGGCGUGGACAUCAACACAGCCAGUUUGAGUGUGUUAAAGCAUGUAGCGGGCUUGAGUGAGAAGAAAGCGCAAAAAAUUAUAGAACAUCGUUCAAGUAACGGUCCAUUUCAAACGCGCAAGGAUCUAUUGAAAGUAAAGUCUAUUGGUGAAAAGACAUUUGUACAAUGUGCUGGCUUUAUACGCAUCGAACCUCUGAGUGUGGGUGGAAAAAUUGAAAAUCUACUGGACUGCACUUGGGUGCAUCCAGAGAGUUAUGCUGUUGCCAAAAAAGUUAUAAGCAAAUGCAAUUUGUUACUCAAAGACAUCGGGAGUACACCGUUUAUCUGCAAAAUUAAAGCUUACGCCUUGCAAUGUGAUAUGGAAGAGCUGGCCGAUAAUUUUCAAAUACCAAAAGAGCGUGUCGAUGUCGUGUUAAUGGCCUUACAACGCGAGCUCACGCAAGAUUAUCGUGCAGAAUUCGCCAAACGUCCGCUUUUCAAGCAAGGUUUAACUCGUAUAACUGAGCUCAGUGAGGGUGAUGUGCUAACGGGUGCCGUCUCAAACAUCACACACUUUGGCGCUUUUGUUGAUAUUGGCGUUGAAUGCAAUGCGCUUAUACACAUAAGUAAAAUGAAGAAUAGAGAGCUAAGUGUAGGCGAUCGUGUAACUGUAUCAAUUAUUCAAAUUGAUAUACCGCGCAAACGGAUUGGUGUACGUCUGGAAGAUACGAUAAAGGAGACCGACACAUCGUUUACUUUGACCUAAUUUAGAUUAAAGCUUAGACAAUACUUGGUUACUAGAAUAUAAAUAUUUUUGUAUAACAUACGUAUUUUUCUUUACGUAAACAAAUGUAUAUUUUUCGACCAUGUUUAUACAUUAAGCAUAAAAUAUUCACUCAUAACAUAAAUAUGAAAUUUAUAGAAAAUAAUACAUUACUUCAAAGACAAAUAUGGCUUAUUGUUAACCAUUACAGCCAUAAUUCGUUAAAAUAAGCUGUUAUUUUUAGUAGACUAGAUUUAAGCAUAUUUUAUUUAUAUAAAGAAGUGUUUUGCAAGCUAAAGACAUCUACUAGUAAUCAAGUGAAUUUUUAAGACAUUACAAACCACACCGAUUCGUUAAAAUAUUCAAACAUUCAUUCCGAUGCUUGGAAAAAGCUUCUCGGCUAAUCGCGUUAGUGAUUGGAGAGGAGAACCACAGACUAUCACCCUAGAGUGCCUGUGUGUCCGGUCUGACACGUUACUCUGUUACUCUCUAGAAAGGGCUUUUCCUCUCAGAUUUGGAGAUAUCGUAUUGAAAUUUUGCACACGUUCUUUUCUUCACAAGAAGCUAAUCAUUUGUCGGAAACGCUGAUAUCGGACCCUUAUAAGAAAUAGCUGUCUGUAUGGCAACUGAUUGAUCAAAAUGAAGUUCUUGUACGGAAGACUUUUUUAUUUGACAAGAUAUCUACCGCUACAAUCUCCGAACAUAUUGUUCAGAUCGGACCAGUAUAACAAAUAGGUGUCAUACAAACUAUAAUAUUAUAAAGGCAUUGUCAUAUUAUAAAGGCAUUGCGUAAUUCUUAUAUGUAAAAUAAUCUCAUCAUCUUAUAAUCUAAAUUCUAAAAAAUACAAGAUUUCCUUAGGAAUCUUCGACUAACCUGGUUCACAAUAAACUAACUGUUGUUGUUGUAGCUCUUGUAGCAACAAAAAAUAUGUCCCAGAUAAUUUCGAACGUAGUUUUGGGAAGGAAGUCCGUGUUCAUUCCUUUUAAGUAGACUCGGCGCCGAAGUCACUUUCUUGUUUCAAAUUCGAGCUAGGUUGAACGAAAUCACAAGCACACACAAAAUCACAAGUUACACAACAACAACGUAUUGUCAAAUUUUCAUUGAACAAGUUUAAUCCUCUUUAUAGAUGGCAAUUUCUCACAUGUUCUUCGAGGACAUGCGACAUCUUUUCUGUUAACCCGUUGCAUAUUAGUUUUUAAUCUUCAAAUUAUAAAUUAAAUAAAUUAUAUUUUACGUUGAUAAAAAGCAAGUCGUAAUAAUAUCAAUGAUGAACACUGUAAGGAAUUAAUAAUGAAAAACACUGUAAUAAAAUAUUAUUGAAAGUGGGCAAACGUAGUAGUUUGUUCAAAAUCAA